Messenger RNA from Aspergillus mulundensis, 816 nucleotides. RefSeq lists its product as uncharacterized. The coding region runs from base 1 to 816 and encodes 271 amino acids. NCBI's taxonomy places the organism in Eukaryota, Fungi, Ascomycota, Eurotiomycetes, Eurotiales, Aspergillaceae. The record is from RefSeq and is a predicted model, not a curated record. The transcript has a single exon.
AUGUGCAAACGUCUUGCCAUCCUCCAACUCUCCCUGGCACUGGUCACUCCAGUGCUAGGUAUCUCCUACCCAGCAACCAUCGAAAUCGACCUCCUAUUUCCCCGGAAUGAGACCUACAACAAUAUGACCGGGUUCCCCAUCGUCUUCGCACUCCAGAACGCUGAUGCCGCUGGCACAUUCGGAUGGGAUUUCGACUGGCAGUUCACUCGGCUGGACGGAGAUGGAAACAAUAAGUUCCUGGAUUUCUAUACCGGCUCGCUGCUAGACGACAGUCCGACAUCCAAUGAUUUCAGAUACCAGACCGACGAUAUUUUGAUUGUCCCGGGCAAGAUCUACAGCGAAAACAACUACUACAUACGCCCCGGUACAUACAGCGUCUCUUGGAGAUACUACACAUCGACGUGCACGAAGACGAACGGCACGACAUAUAUCAAUGACCAGACCAUGGCCGCGCACGCAAACAGCACCGUCAUCUUCACUGUUGUCGCUGACGGGAGUGGCUUGGAUUUCGAAAUUCCAGCAGACGAAUGCCCGGUUUAUUCAGGGCAAUGGACGGCGGAAAGUGGAACGUCGAGUGACUGUCCCGUUCGCGACCUGGAAGUGCUUGAGCCCUCGGAUCCUUGUAAGGCGCAGCUCAGUAAGAAGCAACUAUCUUGUCUGCAGAAUUGGUUUGCCGGGAAUAACGGGUCGCAUGUGUGUCAUUCCAGUCUGAAGCAGUGGGAUGUGUUAAGGGAAUCUGCUGCGGCCAGUCUUGUGCCGGGAGUGCCAUAUCUGUUGUUUUCAGCGCUCCUAGGGAUGAUCGUGGAGUCUAUAUAG